AUGGGUAUCAUUUUAUUGUUGGUCAUCAUUUUGACAUCAGCUUUUGCGUCAUGUAUUUGUUCUGCCUUCUGCUUCUGUUGUUACAAAAGGGGCUUUAUCCAGGCUCAAAAAUCAAUUCAAAAGAAUGAUCAGCAAGAAGAGGAAGCUCAGUACCAAGGUCAACAUCCUAGUAAUGAGAUUUCUGAUGAAGACCACGCUUACGAAAAACCUCUCCCACCGACCAAUGAAACUUCACAAAACCAUGAAUUAGAAUUAUCAGCGUACGAGGAGGUCAAGGAAAACCAAAUUGAAGAAUGUCAGUUUCAGAAAACUGAUGAAGGUGUGUAUUUAACACCAGUUAUUCAACAACACCCUCUUUCCUCUGUUGGAGCUGGGAAUUAAGAGUCUGCGUAUACACAGGCCACGUGUCCACUAUACACAUGGAAAACAACAAACAGUUUUUCGCAUCAGUUUAUAUUCUGUUGCAUUUUUGUUGCUUGAAGUUUCGACAAAAAAAGAAAUCAAGAAAGGAUUAGUUGACUGUUUAUUCACAUAUAUAUUAGAAAACAAAAUGUAUACA
Molecule: messenger RNA, 559 nt
Organism: Magallana angulata
Lineage: Eukaryota; Metazoa; Mollusca; Bivalvia; Ostreida; Ostreidae
Exons: 2
Coding region: 1-381 (126 amino acids)
Source: RefSeq, a predicted model, not a curated record